GACCGGAGCCCGUUUCCCAGCCCCGUAGGCUCCCCGCGCUAGUUGUUGCCUUCUUGCCUAGGUCCGUCGGUGGAGGCCGGAGCAGAUGCGUCACGCGCUUCACGGCCACCCCUCGAACCCCACGACGAGUCUCUCAGAGUGGUGGGGUCAGAGGGCCCGGCUCAGUGUUCGACCACGGCGUCCUCUACUGAAGGACCCCAGGCCCUGUGAGGCCCUGGAGGCCCUGCCUCCCGCGCGUCUCCUGCCGAAAUACGGGAGGCCGGCGUCUCAACCCCAUCUUACCCCAGUGGUCACACCCUUUCCAGAAAGUCUUGGCUGGUAACCGCGAAGCUGGGGGAGACCAAGAGCUGGGAGAACUGGAGAAAACCGCUCUAAUCUGACUUGACUUUGGCUGGGAACGGACGCUGCAUCAUAAUAACCAACAUUUGCAAGGCGUUCUCUGAGGCUCUGAGGUGAUUCAUCUCAGAUUCCUCCAGAACUGAGCCUUUUACUGGACCUAUGUUCCCACCUGUGCCCCCAUGACCAGGUGGAUAGCACUCUUUGUGCCUGUGACCCAGCACCCUGGCUGACCACACUGAAGCAAGAUGCUCCAUCAGGUUCAUGGCCACAGUUCAGGCUCUGGUGCCCAAGGAGGGGAAUCCCUCAGAGAAGACCUGCGGGAGUUCCUGAGCGGGGAAGCCCCGCUGCACCAGCUGGAUGACCUCACCAAGGUGAAUCCCGUGACACCGGAGACAGUCCUGAGGUGUUUGCAGGCUCGGUACGCAGCAGACACGUUCUACACCAAUGCUGGCUGCACCCUGGUCGCUCUGAACCCCUUCAAGGCCGUCCCUCAGCUCUACUCACCAGCACUGAUGAGAGAAUACCACGCUGCGCCUCAGCCCCGGAAACUGAAGCCCCACAUCUUCACUGUGGGUGAACAGACCUACAGGAAUGUCAAGAGCCUGAUUGAGCCCGUCAACCAGUCUAUUAUUGUCAGCGGAGAGAGUGGUGCUGGAAAGACUUGGACGUCCCGCUGCCUGAUGAAGUUCUAUGCUGUGGUGGCCGCCUCACCCACAUCCUGGGAGAGCCACAGGAUUGCAGAGAGGAUUGAGCAGCGAAUCUUGAACUCCAACCCUGUCAUGGAAGCUUUUGGGAAUGCGUGCACCCUGAGGAAUAACAACAGCAGUCGCUUUGGGAAGUUCAUCCAGCUCCAGCUGAACAGGGCCCAGCAGAUGACCGGAGCUGCAGUCCAGACGUACCUCCUGGAGAAAACUCGAGUGGCCUGUCAGGCAUCCAGUGAGAGGAACUUCCACAUCUUCUACCAGAUCUGUAAAGGAGCCGGCACGGACGAGAGGCUUCAGUGGCACCUCCCUGAGGGAGCAGCCUUCUCUUGGCUGCCCAACCCGGACAGGACCUUGGAAGAGGAUUGUUUCGAGGUGACCAGAGAGGCCAUGCUUCAUUUGGGUAUCGACACCCCCACUCAGAACAACAUCUUUCAGGUCCUGGCCGGACUGCUGCACCUCGGCAACAUCCGCUUUGCCGACUCUGAGGACGAAGCUCAGCCCUGCCAGCUGAUGGGCGAUGCCAAGUGCUCUAUCAGGACGUCAGCCUCGCUGCUACAGCUUCCAGAAGACCCACUGCUGGAGACACUGCGGAUCAGAACCAUCAGGGCAGGCAGGCAGCAGGUGUUCCGGAAGCCCUGUUCCCGAGCCGAGUGCGACAUCCGCAGAGACUGUGUGGCCAAACUAGUCUACGCACGGCUGUUUGACUGGCUGGUAUCCGUGAUCAAUAGCAGCAUCUGUGCAGACCCUGACUCCUGGACCACUUUCAUAGGCCUGCUGGAUGUGUACGGAUUUGAGUCCUUUCCCAACAACAGCCUGGAACAGUUGUGCAUCAACUACGCCAACGAGAAGCUGCAACAGCACUUUGUGACUCACUACCUAAGGGCUCAACAGGAGGAAUAUGCAGUCGAGGGUCUGGAGUGGUCAUUUGUCAACUACCAGGACAACCAGCCCUGCUUGGAUCUCCUCGAGGGGAGCCCCAUCAGCAUCUGCUCCCUCAUAAAUGAGGAGUGCCGCCUUAAUCGGCCAAGCAGUGCAGCCCAGCUCCAGACACGCAUCGAGAGUGCGCUGGCGGGCAGCCCCUGCCUGGGCCACAACAAACUCAGCCGGGAGCCCAGCUUCAUUGUGGUACAUUACGCGGGCCCUGUGCAGUACCACACUGCAGGUCUGGUGGAGAAGAACAAGGACCCUGUCCCACCUGAGCUGACCAGGCUCCUACAGCAAUCCCAGGACCCCCUACUCAAGGUGCUGUUUCCUGCUGACCCUGAAGAGAAGGCCCAGGAGGAGCCCUCUGGCCAGAGCAGAGCCCCUGUGUUGACUGUGGUGUCCAAGUUCAAGGCCUCCCUGGAGCAGCUUCUGCAGGUUCUGCAUAGCACUACACCCCACUACAUUCGCUGCAUCAAGCCCAACAGCCAGGGCCAGGCGCACACCUUUCUCCAGGAGGAGGUCCUGAGUCAGCUGGAGGCCUGUGGCCUCGUGGAGACCAUCCACAUCAGUGCUGCUGGCUUCCCUGUUCGGAUCCCUCACUGGAACUUCGUGGAACGAUAUGAAUUGCUGAGAAGGCUCCGUGCUCGCACAUCCCCUGGCCCCCACAGCCCACUUCCUGCUGAAGGGCGCUCAGAAUGGUCUCCAUGCACCGAGGCGGCCACACUGCAACCUCUCCUCCAGGACAUCCUCCACACUCUUCCAGCUCUGACUCAGGCAGCCGCAGCACCUGAUGACCCAGCUGAGGCCUCAGCAGCCCCAGUUCACUGUGGCAGGACCAAGGUGUUCAUGACGGACUCCACGCUGGAGCUUCUGGAACAUGGACGUGCCCAGGUGCUGGAGCAGUGUGCCCGCCGCAUCCAGGGCAGCUGGAGGCGACACUGGUACCGCAAGCAGGGGAGGCGGAGGCGGGCAGCCGUGCUCAUCCAGGCAGCCAUCCGGUCCUGGCUAGCUCGGAAACACGUGCGGAGGCUGCAUGCAGCUGCCACGGUCAUCGGGCGUGCGUGGCGGAGGUGGCGAAUUGGAAUGGCCUUCCUUGCUUCGAAAGAACUGGACGGUGUGGAAGAAAACCACUUGUCUCAAGUUCCCCUUCCCACGGGCUCCCUCCUGCUGCCACAGACACAGACCAGCCUCCUGGCGGCGGUAAUCCGCCUGUGGCCCCUGGGACUGGUCCUGGCCAACGCAGCUGUGGGUGUCCGCGGCUUUCAGAGGAAGCUGGUGGUCUGGGCCUGCCUCCAGCUCCCCACGGGGAGCCCCAGUAGCUACACAGUCCAGACGGCCCAAGGACAAGCUGGUGUCACAUCCAUCCGAGCGCUGCCUCAGGGCUCGAUCAAGUUCCACUGCAGAAAGUCUCCCCUGCCAUACGCAGACAUCUGCCCUGAACCCUUACCCUACAGUGUUACUGGCUUUAAUCAGAUUCUGCUGGAGAGAGACAGCCUGGGCCACAGGCCUAAAGGUUCUCCCUGAUGAGGAGAAUUACACCAAAGACUCUGAACGCUGCAGAAACCAGCACAUGACCCUCACUGCAGGCUCAGUAGCAAUGAACAGACGCCAACAUCUGCGUGGUGCCUUAGUUUACAAAACCGUUCACACCUGCCCUCGGUCUCCUCCCUGCUGUGGGACUGGGUGCGCAGCAGGGUAGGCCUGACGGUGAGACGGAAGUGAAACCUCCCACGUGUAGGAACUACCCUGGCCCGUUCAUCACUCGGGCCACAGAAUGGCCCCAAGGCCAGACCACGCGGGCCUACAGAAACACCGGGCGUUAUGAACAUCCUCAUCCCUCUAAAACUCCCAACUCCUGGGGUUACCGUCUGCUUGAAUGGCUAGACCACGUACAGAGCACUGGGGAGGUGGGGUAAAUGCAGGCCCCUGCCCUACAGACCGGUGUGGGGGAGAGAAGGUACCAUAAAAUACGAGCGGUAUAUUGCAAGGCGCCAUGGGAAGGUGAAAAGUGCUUGCUUCUGAGAAAGACAAAAGAUCAAGAAAAACUGAGCUGAGGAAGGGUGGUAACCUGAACCAAGCUUGAGGGAGGAGAAUUUUGCCAACUCACAGAACCAGUAGGAUUCCAGGCCUAGGGAGUUGUAAGAAGGCAGGGAAGUGUGGAAGCCCUGAGUGUUUACAGGGUCAUGUGGCUGAAGGGCUCUGCGUGCCACACUCAAGUACAGGGACCCUUGAACAACGCAGGUUUGAACUGCACAGGUCUGCUUAUACAUGGAGUUUUCCCCCAUAAAUACAGUGGUGUAAACGUAUUUUCUCAUGAUUUUUUCGAUGUUUUCUUUUCUCUCAUUUACUUUAUUGUAAGAAUACAGCAUAUGAUACAUGCAACAUACAGACUGUGUGUUAAUCGACUACGUUACCAGUAAGGUUUCCGGUCGACAGUAGGCUAUUAGUAGUUAAGUUCUGGGGGAGUCCGAAGUUAUACACAAAUUUUCAACUGCAGGGUGGACGGAAGGGAGCCGUACUCCUGUGCAGUUCAAAGGUCACCUGUAUUUAGUAACUUAAAAAAAAAAUCACAUUCUGUACAUUGGAUUAAAUGUAUCAGUGGUUGAUACAGAAGCAAGCACAGCACACUUACCUAAAUUCUUUAAAUUCUGCAAAGAAACUCUGUCCUCUUCCUCAUCACUAUUGAGAAAGUCAGCUACAGAGUCCUCAUCAUCAUCUGAGGAAUACAGAACACAACUAAUUAUGACUAGAAACCUAGCUGCCAGACGAACUACUCCAACAGAUAAAUGUGCACACCAGUGACUGACAGCAGCAGGGGUAAGCAGGUAUUGACAAAACAAAAAUGACCUUUUCUGGGGCACCUGGGUGGCUCAGUCGGUUAAGCGACUGCCUUCGG
Molecule: messenger RNA, 4863 nt
Organism: Leptonychotes weddellii (Weddell seal)
Lineage: Eukaryota; Metazoa; Chordata; Mammalia; Carnivora; Phocidae
Source: RefSeq, a predicted model, not a curated record